UUCAGGACCAGGUGUCCAAGUUGCCUUGUUCUUGGUAUAUUAUGAAAUGUAUACUACUUACGAUACUACUAACCAUUGCAGGCCAGCAACUAGUGUCAUAUCUACACCCCGGAUACAGCAUCUUCAAAGUAACUACUAACUAUAACGAUAUCUGGCAUGUGUUAGAAAGACCCAUUCAAAACUUUUCGGAAUGCACCAUGACUUACAAUGACUUUUCUCCAAUUCUUCCUUGCGCUCCUCCCAUCAGCCAUGCUGCAUCCGCCUACCCCGCGCAUAUCUGACAACAUGCAGCUUGUCCUCAGUGCUGCGGCUUGUCUUGGGAUAAUAGCAGUAAUUGCUCGGGGUUUCCUUCCUCAAUCAAAUAGUGGCCUUCCUCUCCCUCCCUCCCCUCCUACUCGGAGACUUCGUGGACACUUCCUGCCGCCUCACAGCCCAUAUCUCACCGUAGCGAGAUGGAUUGACGAAUACGGUCCUCUAAUCACCAUUCGGUCAGGACUUGAGAACAUCGUUAUUAUCGGCCGUUACAAAGCCGUGGUAGAUAUCAUGGAGAAUCAAGGCAAAUCACUAGCUGAUCGUCCUCGCAUGAUUGCUGCUGGAGAAAUGUUUAACGGCGGAAUCAGCAUCGCCUUUGCACCCUUUGGGGAAAGGUUUCGUCGCAUGCGUAGAGCACUUCAUACGCAUCUCCAACCUAAAGCAGCUGAGGCAUAUCAGCCCCUGCAGAUGUCACACGCGAAGAACACCGUACUCGACAUCCUUGAUGAUCCAUACAACUUCCAAGACCAUGUGACAACUUAUGCUGCGACGACGAUUAUGAAAGUUGCAUAUGGGACGACUGCGCCCACAUCUGCGACUGAUCCUGAAGUCGUUGAAAUUACCCAACUCUUUAGGAUGACUAAUACAAUCCUCCGCCCUGGUGCUUAUCUGGUGGACACGAUCCCUUGGCUCAGAUACCUUCCUUGGUAUGGUCGAGAGUUAAAACUGGGAUUUGAGAGGAGCAUGAAACUCUACAUGAGUCACCUGAACCGCGUGAAAGAGCAAAUGCAAAGCAAUGUGGACAUCGGCCCUUCGUUCGCGAAACAUAUGCUAGAAGGUAGCGAUCUCUUUGGUUUGACAGAGGCUGAAACGGCCUCGCUUGCUGGUACCUUUUUCGGAGCUGGAUCAAGUACGACUGUUGUGGCGAUAUGCACGGUGUUCAUGGCAGCCGCUUGUUUCCCGGAGGAGCAAGCUACAGUUCAAGCAGAGCUCGAUGCGGUCAUCGGAAGGCAGCGAGCGCCGACCUUCGCCGACCAAGAUUUCCUUCCUCGCCUGCACGCCUUCAUUUCUGAGGCUGUAAGAUGGAGACCCGUGGGUCCCAACGGAUUGGCUCACCGAACAACCAACGACGUGAUUUGGGAAAACUAUUGUAUUCCAGCGGGGACUACGGUACUCGGCAACCAAUGGGCCAUUUCUCGAGAUCCAGAAGUCUACCCUGAGCCUGACGCGUUCAAACCUCAGCGCUGGAUUGAUGACCAAGGUCGCCUCAGAGACGAUCUACAAAACUUUAUCUACGGGUUUGGCCGGCGUGUAUGCCCCGGUCAACAUGUCGCGAACAGAUCGGUGUUCAUCAACUCGCUUCUUAUUCUUUGGGCCUUCCGGCUUGCUCUGGAUCCUACGAAGCCAGUGGAUGACAUGGGGUACAUGAACAGGGAGUUGUCAAAACGGCCGUGCCCAAUUGAAUUUGAGACGAGGAUUCCGGGGACGGAACUCAGGCGCAUGAUGCAGAACUAUCCUGAGGUUGCUUGAUCACCAAUUUAUGCACGCAGGAUCACUCUAAGACUCGCGGUAUCAGACCUUGUCACAAAUGUAAACUGUGUAUUGAUUUCUUCUUGCCGGGUACCCAGGAGGACAAACGCUCAGUAAUCGAAUGUAUAACUGAUGCGCUGAUCCAAUACCAGUAUCCUAUAAUACUAUUCGAUGAUUCAAAGUCUAGCUCCGUCCCUAUUCUCGUUUACUACUGACAACCCAUCUAAGUAGUCAAAUCCACAUCCCAACCACCUGAUGAGGGCGCGCCAACGCGUGUUCUAGUCAGGCUCUUUGGUCAUUUUCAUGUCAUGCCACUGGCAGUCAAAACCAACGCGAACUACUUAGAGC
Molecule: messenger RNA, 2130 nt
Organism: Suillus paluster
Lineage: Eukaryota; Fungi; Basidiomycota; Agaricomycetes; Boletales; Suillaceae
Product: cytochrome P450
Exons: 13
Coding region: 208-1782 (524 amino acids)
Molecular function (GO): heme binding; oxidoreductase activity, acting on paired donors, with incorporation or reduction of molecular oxygen; iron ion binding
Source: RefSeq, a predicted model, not a curated record